AUGACUCUCAUGCUUUCCACCUCGCGGCAGCGACCCGUGUGGUCCCUGGCGGCCCUGAUCAUUCUCAGCGCGGGUGUCGACUACAGGGCCUUCGCCCCAUGGAUCCCAUGGUGCAAUUCAGCUCCAAAGAUUCCAAAGAUCCAGGAAUUCACCCAUGGAGAUGUCGCCAAUGUCGCCAAGAGACCUCGGGACUUCUCGGAAUCCACGAAAACUUGGGGCUUGUGCGCUCAGGGAUGCCGGACUGCAAGAAGGUUGGGGCCCUCUGGUCCGUUCUUGGGUCCAUUCUGCAGCCCGAAGUCACGCAGCCUUCGGUUGCUGGCACAGAGCCACGAGACCUUAAUCGAUGCUUUUCCAAUUCUGCGGCGAUUGGUGGAGCAGAACAAGGCGGCGACUCUGGUGCAGAUCCCUGGUGAAAGCUUAAAAGGUGGAGGCGAGUCCAAGAACUUGUGCCACUCUGCGCCGGAGGGUCGCAGAACUCCAUCAAGACCAUCGGAUUCGAACCAAAAAUGUGGCUGUGGCGCCAUUCAGCGGGAAAGCUGCAUUUUAUGUGGUCUCAGAGCGAUUUCAACAGGACAAGGGAUGACAAGGGAUUAUCCACGGAAAGCCUUCCAUUGGACCAUGUGCCAGCUGAAUUCCAUGGAUCGACAGCACGCGUUGAAGCACCAUGUGCAUUUGGAUCUUUCCAGCGAGGAGUUUGAUCCAUACAUCGAGGAGAUCAAAGUUGCUUGCAAGACGCCAGCCACCCUGCUGGAAGAAGCGACCGUGCGACCCAGUGAGGUAGACAUUCUGGCCAUUGAUGCAGAAGGUUUGGAUGUGCAGAUUUUGACACUUUUCUUGAAGCUGCCAGACUUUGAUCCAGCGGUGAUUUUUUGUGAAGUAACUCAUGUGGAUCCCGCCUCCUUGGAUCAGUUGACCCAGCAGUUGCAGGGCCGCGGAUAUCACCUCGGCCGUGCCACGUCUGAGAUGACGGAAGAUGGUUUCGGGGACCUUGUGGAGCUGGAAAGACAAGUGCAAGACCGUGUGAAGGCGGCCAAAAUCACAACAGAUGGGAAGGCCGAAGAAGUUGCGAGAGCUGCAGUGCAGGAGAUGGAAAGGCAGAUCAAAGUCCUGGAAUCCAUCCAGUCCUCCCUGGCUGGCAUCGAGUCGCUAGGAAGCCAGGACCUCAAUCGAAGGAUGGCUUACCUGGAGCGUUGCACCCCCGAGCAUCCAGAGCAGCUGCCGCCGUUCCUCCAACCUAUGCGGGAGGCAGUUCUGCAGGAAUGGGAGAACUGCGACUUGUUGCGACAAAUCAACAACCUGGCCCCAGAGACAGAGAAGUACAGGGCCCAGUUUGCCAAUUUCAAGAAGUCAAGUGAGCCCCGUCAUCGACGACGCCUCAGCAUGAUGCAGAAGAAGGAGAAUGACAUUCGCAAAAGGAACCGAAAGAUGCGACAGGCGUGCAGGGAGCUAACGGUCUUCAGAGAACAGGUGAGGAUAGCCAGGGAAGAAGCAUCACUGCCUGCUGAAAAAUGCGGCAGUUGA
This is a messenger RNA of Cladocopium goreaui, 1521 nucleotides long. Lineage: Eukaryota; Dinophyceae; Suessiales; Symbiodiniaceae. The record is from the annotation of a GenBank genome assembly.